Carassius auratus (goldfish) is the source of this 2265-nucleotide messenger RNA. Its product is annotated as calreticulin-like. NCBI's taxonomy places the organism in Eukaryota, Metazoa, Chordata, Actinopteri, Cypriniformes, Cyprinidae. Gene Ontology annotation, biological process: protein folding; ERAD pathway. The coding region runs from base 175 to 1440 and encodes 421 amino acids. The transcript is spliced from 9 exons. The record is from RefSeq and is a predicted model, not a curated record. Gene Ontology annotation, cellular component: endoplasmic reticulum membrane; endoplasmic reticulum. Gene Ontology annotation, molecular function: calcium ion binding.
AGUUUAGAGGCGAGACUUUGCGAAAGAUAACAGCGCACAGUGAUUUCUGCAGGCAUGUGAAGAUCCAAACAGAGCUCAUUAUAUACAUAUUCAAGCCUCAUAUUUCGUGUUCAAUAAUUUCCAUUAUAUUUUAAUAUUCUAUUUCCCUUAAAAAGGGUUUAUUUUACUGCAAAGAUGACAGCAUUAUAUCUACUGAUUAUGGCCGUGUCCUUCGCUUUAAUAACUGCAGAAUCAAUUGUUUAUUUCCGAGAGCAAUUUGAAGACGGCGAUACCUGGAGGAGCCGAUGGUUGGAAUCCAAGCAUAAAUCAGACUACGGCAAGUUUGUGCUUUCUGCAGGCAAAUUUUAUGGUGAUGCCGAGAAAGAUAAGGGUCUUCAGACCAGUCAGGAUGCUCAUUUCUACGCGCUGUCAUCCCGCUUUGCUGAUUUCAGCAACAAGGAUCAGCCCUUCGUGAUCCAGUUCACUGUAAAACAUGAGCAGAGCAUUGACUGUGGUGGAGGCUACAUCAAACUUUUCCCAUCAGACCUCAAACAGGAAGAUAUGCAUGGAGACUCCACAUAUAAUAUCAUGUUUGGUCCUGACAUCUGUGGCCCUGGCACUAAGAAAGUACAUGUAAUCUUCAAUUACAAAGGCAAAAAUCAUUUGAUCAACAAAGACAUUAGAUGCAAGGAUGAUGAAUACACCCACUUAUACACGUUAAUUGUCAAUCCUGACAACACUUAUAAAGUCAAGAUUGAUAAUAAGAAGGUAGAGUCUGGAUCUUUGGAAGAAGACUGGGACUUCCUGCCUCCCAAAAAGAUCAAAGAUCCCGAAGCGAAAAAGCCUGAGGACUGGGACGAGAGGGAGAAGAUCGAAGACCCUGAUGACAAGAAACCAGAGGACUGGGACAAACCCGAGAACAUCCCUGAUCCUGAUGCCAAGAAGCCUGAUGACUGGGACGAUGAGAUGGAUGGGGAGUGGGAGCCGCCCAUGGUCACCAAUCCUGAAUACAAGGGUGAGUGGAAACCCCGCCAGAUUGACAAUCCUGCUUACAAAGGGAAAUGGGUGCACCCUGAGAUUGAUAACCCGGAGUACACCGCUGACACCGAAAUCUAUAAAUACGAUAGCAUCGGAGUGAUUGGACUGGACCUGUGGCAGGUGAAGUCUGGCACAAUUUUUGACAACUUCCUCAUUACCAACGACCCCAAACUGGCAGAAGAGGUUGGCAAUGAAACUUGGGGUGCCACAAAGGAUGCUGAGAAGAAGAUGAAGGAAAGUCAAGAAGAAGAAGAAAGAACGAAGCGUGAGGAAGAGGAUAAGACAAGAAAGGAGGAAGCAAAGGAUGGAAGGGAAGAUGAAGAUAAGGAAGAGGAAGAAGAUGAGGAAGAGGAGGAUGAAGAAGAAGAAGGGGAGGAGGAUGAAGAAGAGGAGACAGACUCUAAACUCAAAGACGAGUUGUAGAUUUCAACAGGAACUUGUGAUUGGGGUACAAUGCAGAGAACUGGACUAAUGCUGGACAUUUCUUUUUGUUGUGUGUCGGAUGAUUCCGGCAGGUUUUUUUUUUUGUGUCGUUCCACUACUACAAACCUAUUUAUAGAUAAACUUUAUUUCAUAAUUUUCAUUUGCUUGAUUACAAGCAAAUGUUUUGUUUUAACCCAAACCUCAAAUUCAUAACCUCUUACUCGCUCUUAAUGUCAAUCUAUCAGUGACCAGGUUGUGUUUUUUCUAAACAGACUCUGGUUCUCACGAGCUGAUACAGUUUUGAUCUGGCCUUGCUCAAUCAGCAAAUUCUGACACCUGGUUUCCCAAAAGUUGAAUUGAAAAAUCUCCACAUAUGACUGAUUGAAUAUUUGGGGAAAGUAAACUUAUAUCAACCAUGUUUAGACAUGACUAGAGUUGCCACAAAACUCUUGUGUGUGUUUGCUUUGGUGUACUGAAUUGCUGAUUGAUUUAAUUUGGCAAAUGUAAUAAUCAGGCCCUUAAUCUGUGGAGUGUGGGAAAAUGGAAAGUUUGUGAGAUUUCAAGGGUGUUACGAGGAAAGUUCCAUGGCUUUUCUAGAAACACUUCUGCUCUCCAACAGAGAUUUCAGAGCAAUCGUGAAUAUUGCACUGCUGUACUGCUUCAGUCAGAUACUUCUCCCAAUAAAAUAGAUUGUGACUUUUUUUUUUUUUUUUUAGAUAUAUUUUGUACUUUUUGUGUUUGAAGGACAUUCCUUGACAUAUUUAGAAGAAAAGCUCUGGUAUGAAGGUUGCUGACAAAUAAUAAAAAUACAAAACGAGUAAUUUA